UAAAUGCAUGAAAGCUUGGCAUCGUCUAAGACGUAGUAGUAGUAGUAGAGAUCAUAGGAGUGGUCCCCGAACAUGUAAAAGCAGCUUAUCAUCCUCACCACACACGUCCCCAUAAUACAAAGACAAGAGCCAAUGACAAUGUGCUCCUCAGUCCUCACACUACUUUCACCAAUAUCUCCAUUGCCCAUAAAAAGGUGGAACUUAAUUGUGUGUCAUCAACUACUGUGAACCAUCUUCACAAUUCAUUAACUUUGGAGCCUAAAUUAGGUCAUUAAUCAAAGCCAUGAAAGGAAGCAAGAAGCCUUAUCUAGUUGUGAUCCUCAUAGAAGCCAUCUAUGCUGCCAUGUUUCUGCUCUCAAAAGCUGCAUUUGACCAUGGCAUGAACAAUUUCAUCUUUGUCUUCUAUAGACAGACAACAGCCACCAUAUUCCUUAUCCCUUUUGCUUUCUUCUUUGAAUGCAGGAAAACUGCACCUCCUUUGACCUUGGUGACCUUCUGCAAGAUCUUUUUCCUUUCUUUCCUGGGGAUCAGUGCGAGCUUGGACAUAUAUGGUAUUGGUCUUAUUUACACUUCUGCUACUUUAGCUGCUGCUACCACAAACUGCCUUCCAGUCAUCACCUUCUUCUUGGCGCUCAUACUCAGGAUAGAAAAUUUGAAAGUAACGAGUACCUCGGGGGUUGCUAAGUUGGUUGGUGUAGUGGCAUGCUUGACGGGAUCAGCAAUUCUUGCUUUCUAUAAAGGUCCUCAUUUAGAAGUUUUAAGCCAUUAUCACGUUUUAGGGUACCAUAAAAACCAACAACAUCUGGGUCGUGUUGCAUCUGGGACAUGGAUUAAGGGUUGCUUCCUCUUGCUACUCUCCAACACCUUUUGGGGAAUGUGGCUUGUGCUACAGACUUAUGUCAUAAAAGGAUACCCUUCAAAGCUGCUCCUCACAACUCUUCAGUGUUUCUUAAGCUCGAUUCAGUCUUUGGGCAUUGCCUUGGCCGUAGAAAGAGAUAUUGAGCAAUGGAAGUUGGGAUGGAAUGUCAGACUCCUUGCCGUAGUAUAUUGUGGAAUCAUGGUGACCGGUGUAACAUAUUACUUACAAACAUGGGUUAUAGAGAAGAAAGGACCGGUGUUUCUAGCCAUGGCAACACCACUUGCUUUGAUCAUGACCAUCUUCUCCUCCGCAGUUCUCUUGGGCGAGAUCAUAACUUUGGGAAGCCUUUUAGGUGGCAUCGCUUUGGUCAUUGGACUGUACUGCGUGCUGUGGGGAAAGAGCAGAGAGCAAAUGCCAAAAGCCUCGUUAGACUUGGAGGAGGCAUCAUCGGGUUAGAGUGGAGCUAGUGAUUCACAAAUCACAAUUGUCAUGACACGACACCUGAUAUAUAAAGGAACAUUAACUGUAUGUAGUUUGGAAUAGUGCCAAAAUUAUGUUAAUAAUAUAUAUAAUAUAUAAGCCUGUGGAGAUGUUCGAAAACCCAAAGGCAGAAUCUCUGAAGUCCUCCUCUUCUCAAAUUAUGUCCUUCCGAUAAUGUUAGGCUUCAUAUUGUAGGAACUAACUAGGGAGGCUUUUAAAUUUUCUCUCUUUUGUACUGGGUUGGUUUCGAAAACAACUUGAUAUUAUAGGGACUAAAGUAUAUUUAAGAUCAACUUAUAAAAAAUAUAGGCUUGUUUACUUUUA
Molecule: messenger RNA, 1663 nt
Organism: Glycine soja
Lineage: Eukaryota; Viridiplantae; Streptophyta; Magnoliopsida; Fabales; Fabaceae
Product: WAT1-related protein At5g64700-like
Exons: 7
Coding region: 284-1315 (343 amino acids)
Cellular component (GO): plasma membrane
Molecular function (GO): transmembrane transporter activity
Source: RefSeq, a predicted model, not a curated record